CCUGAUUUUAAUAGUUCCAUGUCAUGAGAGUAUAUUUUUUGGGUUAUGUAGAAUUUAUAACCUAUCUAACCAUAAGUGAUUGUAUAGUGUGAAGAUUUGUGGAUUUUUUUACUCAUAAAAUGAUAUAUUCAGUACAAUCCUAAUUCUAAAUCUAAGUUCACCACAAAAUUCAAUUAAUCAUGUUGAAAAGGCUAGUUACGGCACCCUACAAUGGCAUAAGAAGAUUCUCUACUCUUCUUCAACCACAACUAUCAAAUGUACUUGAAAAGGAAACAAGGAAAGAUGACCCAUUACAGCACCCAGACUACUUCAGUGUGCACAAUCUAUUCACAGUGAAGGAUUUGCUCGAUGCUAGAGUACACUAUGGUCACAAAGAAGGAUCUUUGGAUGAAAGAAUGCUUCCAUAUAUCUACGGAAGCAGACUUGGCCAUAUAAUAUUUGACCUAGACAUUACUGCAGAAUAUCUAAGACAAGCUCUCAAUGUCGCUGCUCAUGUUGCUUAUCGGGGAGGUAUAAUAACUUUUUUUCUUAGAGGUGCACAAAAUUCACAUCUGGUUGAAACUACAGCUAAAGAAUGUGAAGAAUAUGCACACACAAGAUUCUGGAGGGGCGGAAUUUUCACCAACGUCGAUAAGCAGUUUGGAGCAGUUACAAGACUACCUGACUUAUGUAUUUUUCUCAAUACAUUGAAUAAUGUUCUCAUUCAGCAUACGGCCAUAAGAGAUGCUGCUAAAAUGGCCAUUGCAACCAUAGGCAUUGUGGAUUCAAAUUGCAAUCCGAAUUUGCUAACUUAUCCUGUACCAGGAAAUGAUGAUACCCCAGCUGCAAUUGAACUUUAUUGUAGAUUAUUCAAAAGUGCUAUUUUGAGAGGGAAGGAAAAACGAAAAGAACAUUUUGAAAGAUAGAUACUUUGUAUGUGUAGAAUAUCAUUAAUUAUACUUGUUUACUAGAAA
Messenger RNA from Leptinotarsa decemlineata (Colorado potato beetle), 953 nucleotides. RefSeq names its product mitochondrial ribosomal protein S2 (gene mRpS2). Lineage: Eukaryota; Metazoa; Arthropoda; Insecta; Coleoptera; Chrysomelidae. Gene Ontology annotation, cellular component: mitochondrial small ribosomal subunit; ribosome. Gene Ontology annotation, biological process: translation. The record is from RefSeq and is a predicted model, not a curated record. Gene Ontology annotation, molecular function: structural constituent of ribosome.